UCUUGUUUUGUUCUUGUUUUCGUUUUGUAUUUUGGUUCUUUUUAUCAACAUUAUUUGAUUGUUUCAAGUCAAGAAAAGGUGAUUAGCAAAAGAAAGUGAAAAACAAAAAUAUGGAACCAAGUAUUGUACCAUUGUUUGAAGAAUGUUAUGUAACCAAUCAUAAUAAUAACAAUAAUAAUGCAAUGGUUGAUGGUGAUUAUAAUCAAAAUGGUGAUAAUAAUUAUCGUUCAAAAGUUAAAGAUCAAAAAAAUGAUAAUAUUGUUGUUGCUGAUAAUAAUCAAACAACAAAGGAACAAAAAACAAUGACAAUGAUGGAUUUGAUGGACGAAACUAUCGAUUCAAUAUCGAUACCAACAUCAUCAUCAUCAUCAUCAUCAUCAUUUGAUGAUAGUAGUGAUGAAUCAUCAUCAUCAUCAUCAUCAUCAACAUCAACAUCAUUCGAAUCGGUAUCAACAUGGAUUAGUCGAAUUGGUGCCCUGUCAAACACUGAAGAAGAAGAAGAUGAUGAUGAUUCAGAUUAUGAUGAUAAUAAUGAAACUAAUAAUAGUUCGAUUGAUGAUGAUGAUGAUGAUGAUGAUUAUAAUUUUGAUGAUGUUGGUGAUAAAAAUUCUUCGUCAAAAGAAUCUAUUAAUGAUGAUGAUGAUGAUGAUUAUUCAACCACCAGAUCAACAUCAACAUCAACAAAACACCAUGAAUCAUUGAAUGAUGAUGAUAAUAAUAAUGAUGAUGAUAUAUUUCAUUCACCCAAAUUAUCUGAUCAUCUUGAUGUAUCACCAUUUACGGCUGAUUUGAUUCGAUUACGUUUUGAACGACAAAAAGCACGACAACAACAACAACAACAGCAGCAGCAACAGGAAUAUCCAACAAAUUUUGAUAAAAUUAUCGAACGAUUACAAAUGUUGGAUUCAAGGAAAAAAUUGGCCUUAAACAACAACAACGAUAACGAACAAAAAUUAUUAUCGAAAGAAAAGAAAAAAAUUCUAAUUUCACAACCAAAACCAAGCCGUUUACCAAUGAUUAUUGCAAAUUUAUUUUUUUAAUUUAACAAAAUUUUUAAUUUAAUUUUUUUUUUACAAAAAAAAAAUUUCAUUUUGAAAAUAAAAAUAUCGACGGUGGUGGUAGCCAGCCGGGGUAAAUGCG
Molecule: messenger RNA, 1140 nt
Organism: Dermatophagoides pteronyssinus (European house dust mite)
Lineage: Eukaryota; Metazoa; Arthropoda; Arachnida; Sarcoptiformes; Pyroglyphidae
Source: RefSeq, a predicted model, not a curated record